AUGGGGCAGCCGAUUCAGAUCUUCGACCGAACUGUGGAGCAACACCUGGAGAAGAACCAACCCAUCGAGCAGACGAAUGAGCAGUCUUCCAUAUCCACUGCGAUACAGCUCGAACCUGACGAACUUCCAACGAACUGGCCCGCAUUCAAGAAGUGGUCCGCAACCUUGGUCAUCGUCCUCAUGACUGCAAACGUCACUUUCGCCUCCAGUAUCCAUACCGCCGCCAUCAAUGGAGUAUCUGAGUCUUUCAAAGUUUCCAAAACGGUCGCAACGCUACCAGUAACCACUUUCUUGCUCGGCUUUGCAACAGGACCAUUGCUCUUCGCUCCUCUAUCGGAGGUUCUGGGACGUACGUUGAUCUUUCGAAUUGUGUUGGGGCUAUUCUGCUGUUUCAAUCUGGCGUGUGCGCUUUCGCCGAAUAUAGCAGCAUUGCUCAUACUACGGUUCCUUUGCGGCUUCUUUGGUGCGCCUUCAGUCACGAACAGUGGCGGCAGUCUGACAGACAUCUGGCCGCAGCGCCAAAGGUCCGUCCCGUUUGCGCUCUUUACGACUGGGAGUUCACUGGGACCGGUGGUUGCUCCAGUGGUGGGAGGUUACGUGGCGGAACACCUCAGCUGGAGAUGGCAUUACUGGAUCGUGACCAUCGUCUCUGGCGCAGUCUAUAUCGCAAUGCUUUUCCUUCUUCCCGAGACGUACGCUACGGUUCUACUCCGAUGGAAGAAAAAGAAAGCAGGUAUCAAGCCCGCCCGGAUGUCAUUCAAAGAACGGUACGCGAAGGAUUUGACACGUCCUUGGAUCAUGCUCUUUACAGAACCUAUAUUGUUCACGCUAGGCCUUUACUCUGCCUUCGUAUGGGGCAUUCUGUACCUGGACUUCACUGCUUACCCCUUCGUUUUUCAACAAGGCCGGCACUGGACUCAAGGCAAGUCCGGGUUGUCUUUCGUUGGCAUUGGUGUUGGUAUGGUUAUGGCGACGGCAAGCUCGCCAUGGAUCAACGAUCUGCAUGGCGUAGUUGUGAAGAAGAUUGGUCCAAAACCCGAAGCGAGGCUCCCGCACCUGAUCAUCCUCGCGUGGCUGAUCCCAAUCGCGCUUUUUUGGUUUGGCUGGACGGCUCUUCCACCUGCCCAUCCGAUCGUUCCUAUCGCUGCGGGCGUGCCCUUCGGUAUAGGCUUUGUCACCUUAUUUCUAGGCACGAACGCGUACCUGAGUGAUUGCUAUGGGAGAUUUUCCGCGAGCGCAUGGGCUGCUAAUGCGGUUAUGAGGUCGCUGUUCAGCGCGGGCUUCCCGUUGUUUGCGAGGCGGAUGUAUUCGCAGAUGGGCACGCCUUGGGCGAGUAGCACGCUGGCAUUCAUUGCAGUGGGGCUUGCGCCAGUGCCGUGGGUGUUCUGGAAGUGGGGAAGUUGGCUGAGGGCGAGGAGCCGGUUUCAUCUAUGGACUGUGGAGUUGGAGAAGGAAGAAGCAAAUUGA
Molecule: messenger RNA, 1467 nt
Organism: Didymosphaeria variabile
Lineage: Eukaryota; Fungi; Ascomycota; Dothideomycetes; Pleosporales; Didymosphaeriaceae
Exons: 1
Coding region: 1-1467 (488 amino acids)
Biological process (GO): transmembrane transport
Molecular function (GO): transmembrane transporter activity
Source: RefSeq, a predicted model, not a curated record